AUGCAGCCUAUUCUCCCCCAAUCUGGCCCUGAAGGAGCUUAUAUCAGCUUUGCAAUCAAUAAUGCCCCUCCAGCAGCCGCAGAUGCAUCUGAUACCUCGUCAAGCAGGGCUAUGUGGCCAGACAAGGACCAGGCCCUGCCCAUAGAUUAUAUUAUAAAGAACUGGAAAGAAGUAUGCCCAGGCCAAACUUUCCAGAAAGACUUUUGGAACAAGGUAGUAGCAUAUUUAGCGCCGCACCACACAGUAGGUGCACCCAAAACAAGGAAGCAUUGUAGUGAAAAAUGGGGAAGGAUCAAAACUACGUACAAAAGCCUUGAAGGACUGAUCAACCACGGAUCUGGUAUGCAUUAUGACUCGUCAACGGGUCUCACAAUCACAGCGGAAAGCGAGACCCAGUGGAAUGAUUCCGUUAAGCAAUAUCCACUGGUAGCACCCUUUAAGACGAAGGGGUGGGCACUGUUUGACAGGCUCACACCAUUACUGGCCGGUGCUGGCGCACAAGGUGCCCAUGCUUUCCGUACACCUCAGGUAAUAACAACGGGAGCAGCCAUUUCUGUCACCUCGGCUCCUGCUUCAACCACCAUCAUUGCACAUCUGUCAGGCAAAUCUGCUGAUUCAAAUAUUACUGCACAUGUAGCACCCGGAACACCAUUGAGUACUCCAUCUGGUAGCACUGCGGGGCCUGCUAUACUGUCCAAUACACCUAAUGUUGUCGGAGGCUGGCUUGGUGACCUCCCUUCACCCUCCUCCAUUCUACCCCCUUCCUCCUCAUCUGUACGGUCGGGCAUGUCAGUUUCUUCGAAGGGGAGCAAGGGAAAGCGUAAAGACCGUCAGCCAGACACCGUUUUGGCACUGGCCUGGACACCUCUAGCGCCAUGUCCAUCUCAAGCCAGGCAUCCACAAAUCCUCGCAUCCUCGCCAUAA
This is a messenger RNA of Serpula lacrymans var. lacrymans S7.9, 924 nucleotides long. RefSeq lists its product as uncharacterized. NCBI's taxonomy places the organism in Eukaryota, Fungi, Basidiomycota, Agaricomycetes, Boletales, Serpulaceae. The transcript has 4 exons. The coding region runs from base 1 to 924 and encodes 307 amino acids. The record is from RefSeq and is a predicted model, not a curated record.